This is a messenger RNA of Penicillium brevicompactum, 2922 nucleotides long. RefSeq names its product Hsp70 family protein. The transcript has a single exon. The record is from RefSeq and is a predicted model, not a curated record. The coding region runs from base 1 to 2922 and encodes 973 amino acids. Gene Ontology annotation, molecular function: ATP binding; ATP-dependent protein folding chaperone. Gene Ontology annotation, biological process: endoplasmic reticulum unfolded protein response; cellular response to hypoxia; negative regulation of hypoxia-induced intrinsic apoptotic signaling pathway. NCBI's taxonomy places the organism in Eukaryota, Fungi, Ascomycota, Eurotiomycetes, Eurotiales, Aspergillaceae. Gene Ontology annotation, cellular component: endoplasmic reticulum chaperone complex.
AUGGCGUUCUCAAAUCGCCGACAAUUAUCCAGCUCGCCAAUGCUGUCCCUAAUUGUGCUUCCCUUCCUUAUCUUCCUCUUCAGCUUUGCUGGACCAGUCUCCGCCGCCGGAUCGGCCGUCCUGGGAGUCGAUGUCGGCACAGAAUAUCUCAAGGCCGCGCUAGUAAAACCCGGUAUUCCACUCGAGAUCGUCCUCACCAAGGACUCGAAGCGCAAGGAGUCCGCUGCGAUUGCAUUCAAGCCUACACGCGAGAGCGAUGCGCCUUUCCCCGAACGAUUCUACGGCGGUAAUGCGCUUGCCCUCACCGCUCGCUACCCGGACGACGUUUACAUCAACUUGAAGACACUUUUGGGUGUACAGUUCAAUGACGGCGCUGAUGAGACUGUUAAGAGCUAUUGGAACCGAUUCCCCGCUUUGAGAUUGGAGACUGCCCCCGAUGGCCGAGGAUCCGUUGCUCUCCGCAGCAACCGGUUGGGAGAGGCGCAAAAGAAGGAGGCUUUCUUGGUCGAAGAAAUUCUGGCCAUGCAGCUGAAGCAGAUCAAGGCCAAUGCUGAUGUGUUGGCUGGUAAGGGCUCUGACAUCCGCGAUGUCGUCAUUACCUACCCAGCUUUCUACACCGCGGAGGAAAAGCGCAGUCUUGAGUUGGCUGCUGAGCUGGCAGGUCUGAAGAUUCAGGCUCUUGUCAGUGAUGCGCUGGCUGUUGGCCUGAACUACGCCACUAGCCGUACCUUCCCUAGCGUCUCCGAUGGCGAGAACCCCGAAUACCACAUUGUGUACGACAUGGGCGCUGGAUCGACCACCGCUAGUGUUUUGCGAUUCCAGAGCCGCAAGGUUAAGGAUGUUGGCAAGCUGAACAAGACUGUUCAGGAGGUUCACGUCGUUGGAUCUGGUUGGGACAAGUCUCUGGGAGGUGACUCCUUGAACGAUGUCAUUGUGAACGAUAUGGUCAUCAAGUUGGCUGAAGAGAAGAAACUCAAGGACAAGGUCACCCCUGCGGAGAUCAAGGCACAUGGAAAGACCAUGGCGCGACUCUGGAAGGAUGCCGAGAAGCUCCGACAGGUCCUGAGUGCCAACACUGAAACUUCGACCAGCUUCGAAGGACUCUACGAUGAGAAUGUCAACUUCAAGUACAAGCUUAGCCGUGCCAACUUCGAGAAGAUGGCGAUUGACUACGUCACCCGCAUUGGAACGCCCGUUGAGCAAGCUCUUGCAGCUGCCGGUCUUCAGUUGAAUGAUGUUGAAUCUGUUAUCCUCCACGGUGGAGCCAUCCGUACUCCAUUUGUCCAAAAGCAACUCGAGAACUUUGUUGGAUCUUCCAAGAAGCUUCGCACCAAUGUCAACGCCGACGAGUCGGCUGUUUUCGGUGCUGCUUUCAAGGGAGCUGCCCUCAGCCCUAGCUUCCGUGUCAAGGAUAUUCGCGCUGCGGAUGCUGCUUCUUACCCGGUCUCCUUGAAAUGGAACUCGGAUGGUAAGCAGAGAAACCAGAAGCUCUUCACCGCCACUUCUCAGGUCGGACCCGAGAAGCAAGUCACUGUGAAGAACCUUGAAGAUUUCGAAUUCAGCUUCGCUCAACUCAUUGGUGAGGCCGUAGAGCAGCCCAUUCUCAGCGUCCAGACCCAGAACUUGACUGCGUCUGUCGCUAAGCUGAAGGAGUCUUUCGGCUGUACCAAUGCUAACAUCACUACCAAAUUCGCAAUCCGCCUCAGUCCCGUGGAUGGUCUGCCCGAGGUUGUGUCUGGCACUGUUAGCUGUGAGGUUGAGUCUGAGAAGAAGGGAAUUGUCGAGGACGUCAAGGGCUUCUUCGGCCUCGGCAAGAAGGAGGAACAGGAGGCCCUCGGCGAAGACGGCGAGCCUCGUGAAUCGAUCACCCUCGAGCCCGAGACCGAGUCAUCUACUACCACUUUCGCUAGCUCCAAGACUACCAGCACCUCUACCAAGGACGUCAAGCCAACUCCCUCCAUCAAAUUGGAGGUUAUUCCCAUUAGCCUGAAGUCGGUGGCUCUUGGAACCCCGGCUCCAUCGUCUGAAGAGCUCCUCCGUAUCAACAACCGUCUUUUCGCUUUCGAUACCUCAGACCGCGAGCGCAUCCUGCGCGAAGAGUCUCUCAACGAGUUGGAAUCUUUCAUCUACCGCAGCCGUGAUCUCACCGACAAUGAGGAGUUCGCCAAAGCAGUCAAGCCGGAUCAGCUGACUGCUCUCACCGAGCGAGUUUCCAAGGCUAGCGACUGGCUUUACGAGGAGAGCGACAACGCCAAGACAGCCGAUUUCCAGUCGCAGCUCAAGAGCCUCAAGGAGAUCGUCAACCCCGCACUGAAGCGCAUGAAGGAGAGCUCGUCUCGACCCGCUCGUGUCAAGUUGCUCCAGGACAUGCUGAAGAACGCAGAGUCCAUGAAGGACUUGAUUAAGAACCAGAUCGAAAACGACGAGCAACUUUAUUCCUCCGCCCUCUCUGCCUCCGCCACAUCCACCGAGUCCGAGGUCCCAACCGAGACCACGACUCCCGAAGAAGGCCUCGAUGAUCUCGAAGAGGAUGCCUACUCCAGCUCCUCUACGACCUCAACCAAGAGCGCCGCAGCCCCCAAGCCUACCGGCCCCAAGUACUCUCUCUUCACGCCCUCCGACCUGACCGCCAUCACCCAGGCAUUCGAGUCCACCGGCCCCUGGCUGGAGACCCAGCUCAGCCUCCAAGAGAAGCUGACCGAGUCCGAUGACCCCGCUCUGACCGUUGUGGAAGUCGACUCUCGACUCCGCGAAUUCGAGCGCAUCCUCAACCGCAUGUAUGAGCGGAUGACUGCUGCUGCUGGACAGAAGAAGAGCAGCAGUGGCAAGAAGAGCUCGAAGGACAAGAAGUCCGACGAGAAGAAAAAGACUAAGGAGCAGAAGAAGGAGGAGAAGGAAGACCUUCCUAAAGACGAGUUGUAA